ACCUUCAACUUUGACCUUUCGAUCACAUGCUCAGGGGGAAUUCCACAGCUAAUUUGAUUCGCUAUAAUGUAUCUUUUAUACAAUGGGUCGCCUUCAAGAAAAUAAUGACCACAUUCACAAUCAAAUACUAUUCGAUUAAAUACAAUAUUAUCACUCUAUUAGGCGACUAAAGGCAGCUUUUGGCACUAUGUCAAAAUACCCAUGCUGACACUUGAUCUGUGUGCAUAACAGUUGGGGUUCCUGCUAUAUUUGUCACAAACUGUAUUUGCUUCCUUGGUUAGCCUGUCAAAAACACUGUCAAUGGUCGCCCUGAAUCGACGUUACUGGGGGAGAUAUUGAAUAAUUUAUCACCAAGUCCACCACAGUACCUCCACCACAGUACCUCCACCCUCCUCCCAUCAUGGACCUGUAUGAGGUCUACACAGGAAGCAGGCUGGAUGUCAUCACUGAGGAGGUGCUGAGUGGAGACGAGGAGCAUGGAGAGGAGCACCAGGAGGAGGUGAAGGAGGAGGAGGUGAACAGGGAUCUCCCUACCAAAGAGGCCUUCGUAGUGGUGUCAGAGAGAACAGAGACUAGAGAGUUGUCCUCUACCUCCCAGCGUUUCUCCACGGAUACCAACGACUCUCUAAGGUUUGAGGCGUAUGUCCCGUCUUCAGAUGAGGAGGGAACUCCAUCACCUGACAGCUCUGUGGACGGACACGAGGACGUGUUUGAGGAGCACAAGGAGUCGGAGGCAUUGUUUGGCGUGACGGCACAACAGAAGUUGAACAAGGUGAAUAACAUCAGGACUAAGCUGGAGGAGAAGGUGGUGGAGAUGGAGAACUUUGCAGGACAUCUAGAAGAGAUCUUCCUCACUGUGGAGGAGAAUUUUGGUCGUCAGGAGCAACACCUGGAGCAGCACUGCAACGAUGUUCUACAGACGUUAUCCCAUCGUUACGACGAGCGAGCCGCUGCGCUGGGGGAGGAGAAGAAGAGGAAGUUGGAGUCCUUGUACACUCAGCUGCUGGGCUGCGGACGCACCCUGGACGCAUCCAAGGACCUGAUUGAGACCGCCCAGGAACUGUACCGCACCGAGGACAAACGACUCUUUCUACAGGCUGUUAUGCCCACCAUGAAGAGAAUUGAGGAGUUUGCAAAGGAGAAGCCUGACCUGACGCUGGUGACCCCUCUGGAGUUUGACAUGCCCCUCGCUGACCUGUCAGACGUCAAGACCAUGAUGGACUCCAUCAACAUCGUACCAGCCCCAUCUGCCCCGGUCAUCAACCCCCAGGUGUCUAACUCAGCCACGCGCACGUCUCUGCGUGUGUGCUGGAGCCUGUUCUCAGACGACUCUGUGGAAUACUACGAGCUCUACUACAGACCUGUCCUGGAGGACACACCGGCUGCAGACAGCACCAAGGGGCCUGAUGUGUUUAAUGUGAAGGUAAAGGAAACCCACUGUAGUGUAGGAGAGCUACUACCUAACGUGCAGUAUGAGUUCUGGGUCACAGCUACCAACACUACAGGCAUCAGCCCUGCCAGUGAGAAGGCUGUCUACGUGACAGUCCCCUCUCCACCAGUCAUCAGACAGAGGGAGUGUAGCAGUUGUCCGGAAGCCGCUCUGAUUCGCUGGGAGUCAGGAAACACCAACCCAGUCGACUCCUACACCGUAGAGCUGAGUGAGACGGGCACUGAUGGACAGAGUGGGGUCAAUGAGUCCAUCGUGGCUGUUCCUACCUGUGAGAGUCUGAUCCAGCUGCAGUCAGGAAGACAGUACCUCAUCUACGUCAGAGCUGUCAACAUCGGAGGACCCAGUGACAGGAGCGAGGCUUUUACCGUCUCUACUACAGGAACCAUCUUCCACCUGCUGCAGGACACAGCCCACCCCUGUCUGUCCAUCUCUGAGGACGGCUUCUCCAUGUUCUACGGAGACGAGGAGCUCCCGCUCUCCGCCAUGACCUUCGAUGACAACACCUUCGCCAGGUGUGUAGCUGUGUUAGGGGACCUAAUCCCUGUGAGAGGCAGGCAUUACUGGGAGGUGGAACUGGAGGAGGACACAGAGUACAGGAUUGGAGUGGCCUAUGAAGAUACUCAGAGAAACUCCUACCUGGGAGGAACUAAUACGUCCUGGUGCAUGAGACAUGUCCUCACCCCAUCCAGACACAAGUAUGAGUUCCUCCACAGCGGCUGGAGCCCAGACAUUCGGAUAACGGUGAACCCUGUGAGGAUAGGGCUCAGUCUGAACUAUGAGAGAGGGAUCCUGUCCUUCUUCAACGUAGACCUGGAACAACACCUCCACACCUUCUACUGUAGCUUCCUACACUACGUUCAUCCCUGCUUUGCUCUGGACAACCCCGGUGCGCUCACUGUUCGCACUGGGGUAGAGGCACCGCAGUAUGUCCACUUGGUCUGAGCUUACCUACCACGAUGUACAUUAAAAACACACAGAAUACAGGUGUAUUGUCCAUGGAAACAUC
Messenger RNA from Salmo salar (Atlantic salmon), 2456 nucleotides. The record is from RefSeq and is a predicted model, not a curated record. Lineage: Eukaryota; Metazoa; Chordata; Actinopteri; Salmoniformes; Salmonidae.